Messenger RNA from Lasiodiplodia theobromae, 870 nucleotides. RefSeq names its product Aldo-keto reductase. The record is from RefSeq and is a predicted model, not a curated record. Lineage: Eukaryota; Fungi; Ascomycota; Dothideomycetes; Botryosphaeriales; Botryosphaeriaceae. The transcript is spliced from 4 exons. The coding region runs from base 1 to 870 and encodes 289 amino acids.
AUGGCUUCCAACAAUGACUAUGAUCCGGCCUUGGAGCCUGGCACGCCUUGGCACCACCACCCUUUGGCAAUCAAGAUUGGUGUCGGCAUACCUGCUGUACUAUUUGUCCUCGCCAGUCUUGUUGUUCUCGCACAGGCCCUAAAGCACCGCACCUGGUGUGCGUGGGCCUUGGUGCUUGCUGGUCUAUACCUCGCCUUCGGCACCUACAACCUCAACAUGGGCUAUACCUUUGAUCACCUGAUGGGGCUGGCACCAAGUUUAGCAGAUGACAAGUCGGCCAUGAGGAUGAUGGGUUUCAUCGACCUUGGCGGCAUCCUUGUCAUGCAAGCCACCCUUAUAGCCUUCUCCCGCUUGGUCUCCUUCUUGCAGCCGAGUGACUCGGCCCUGCUGGGGAAAGUCGUCGUCGCCCACAUCCUAGUCUCGAUCGUGAACAUUCUCGUCGCCCUCACCCUUUUCAAGCCAGCGCUGGUCAAGUUUUCCCCCUUCCUUGAAUUGCCCUUGUACGCGGCCGUUAUCUACCUACAACACGCCUACAAGCAACAUGUUGCCCAAUGGGCCGAGCAGAAGAACGCUAUGAGGCUGCCAAAAGCAGCAGCUUCUCGCCCCUGGAUGAACCUGUUCUAUGCCACUCGCCGCAUAGCAGUCAUACUAGCAAUUCGAGCCGUCGUCGGAGCUUUUUGUACAAUCACCGGCCAGUUCAAUAAGGACAUCUACUUCAACCUACUCACGAAUCAGAUGGGGUUGCUUUUGUGUUUCUGGACCUACUGUCGCAAUUUCCCCGGCUGGUUCUUGCCCAGGGAGUACACCGUCCUGAUUUAUCGUGGACAGGCGAAUGACUACAAGUCGGUACCGCUUGAGGAUAUGAGUUGA